AUGGAAUAUUUGGGGGGGUUCGCGAUUGCACAGAGCCUCAGUGCUGCCCAACAGACCGUACAAGGGGAGUUCGUCGCGAACUCCCUACAUGGCUCAUUCAUAUACGCGGGAAACUCGGAGGACCCCAUAUUCUACCAUGUAGAAAGGCUGCGCGAUGGAAAGGGUUUCUGUACCAGAUGCGUACGUGCUUUACAGAGAACAAGGCCGAUUUUCAUUUGCAAUGUCAGCUUUACCAAGAAGCGAGAUACAGGAAAGGGAAAAGAAAACAUUCAGCACGCCUCCCCAAUGCCUCCGGGUAUUCCAGUACCAGAGGAUAUGUGCACAUUCGGAGACGAGAUAAAUUCUCCUUUCAUCAAUAGAAGUGUGGGAGUAUUGGACAAGGGAGGACAGCGUCGACCGGAGGAUAAAUGCUUCCAUCAAUGGAUCAAGGCCAACGGUACAUUGUCCCCAUCAGCUAGUGUUCAAGUCCACCAGGCAGCACUGGCCUUUAUGUCAGACAGCUAUUUUCUUGCCGGUGUGCCUCAUAGUCAUGGGAUCUGGCAGUUUGUGGAAACUCCAAUAUCCGAGUUCCACCCUUCGCCAAACGGUCUUUCAGCGUCAACUGAAAAACACACUGAGAUUCGACGACCACAUCUAGAACCCCCGGAAGAUAGAGCCGUUGUUGAGGAGCCGAGGGUGUCUAUGAUGGUUAGCUUGGAUCAUACCAUAUAUUUUCAUAAUAUGGAAUACUUCCGAGCCGACGAGUGGUUACUGUCGGAAAUACAGAGUAGUUGGGCAGGGAACGGUCGCGGUCUAGUCCAGCAGCGAAUCUGGACUAAGAAUGGUGAACCUGUAGCAACUUGUAUCCAGGAGGUCAGUACAACUUGGACCCCAUAUCCUGUACUUCUAUCAAACUUCGCAAUUACUGACUGCUACUAG
Molecule: messenger RNA, 918 nt
Organism: Penicillium waksmanii
Lineage: Eukaryota; Fungi; Ascomycota; Eurotiomycetes; Eurotiales; Aspergillaceae
Exons: 1
Coding region: 1-918 (305 amino acids)
Biological process (GO): fatty acid catabolic process; acyl-CoA metabolic process
Cellular component (GO): peroxisomal matrix
Molecular function (GO): fatty acyl-CoA hydrolase activity
Source: RefSeq, a predicted model, not a curated record